GAGGAAGAGGAGAUGGAAGAAGAGGAUGCUGAAAGUGAGGGUCCAGGACAGUAUGUCGCUGUUGGUUCUUAUGGGACUUCCCCAGAAGGAAUUGCAGGAUACCUGAACUCCCAUAAACCUCUGGGGCCCUGGAGAAUUUGACCCUUACAUUGAUGUAUAUGCAGUCAAAAGCUCUGAUAGUGCUCCACAGAAAGAGGUCUAUUUCAUGGGACUCAUUGAUAUUUUAACACAGUAUGAUACCAAGAAGAAAGCCGCUCAUGCAGCUAAAACCGUGAAGCAUGGGGCUGGAGCUGAGAUAUCUACUGUUCAUCCA
Molecule: messenger RNA, 313 nt
Organism: Staurois parvus
Lineage: Eukaryota; Metazoa; Chordata; Amphibia; Anura; Ranidae
Source: the annotation of a GenBank genome assembly